Molecule: messenger RNA, 1328 nt
Organism: Chaetomium fimeti
Lineage: Eukaryota; Fungi; Ascomycota; Sordariomycetes; Sordariales; Chaetomiaceae
Exons: 1
Coding region: 84-1085 (333 amino acids)
Biological process (GO): ribosome disassembly; mitochondrial translational initiation
Cellular component (GO): mitochondrion
Molecular function (GO): translation initiation factor activity; ribosome binding
Source: RefSeq, a predicted model, not a curated record
GCCGAAAAGUGCAAAAGUGAUUUGUUUCUUUUCAAUUUCAAGCAGAACUUUGCGUCAAUCAAGCUCGAGCUCUUCAGCCCACCAUGAGGGCCUCGCAAUGCCUCUUCAACCCGGCCACCGCCCUUUGCAAGGUCUUUAUUAGCAAUGCCACGGCAUUGGAGAAACCGGGCCAACUGCAGCGCCUGCUGCUACCCAGCCGAACCGUUCCCAUCCAGCCCUCCUUCUCCUCGCCGCCACGACGACACUUUUCCGUCUACCAUGCCGCCCAACUGAACUACAGACGGAAGCCUGCGAGGACCGGGAAAGAGGCCAAAGAUGCCCCCGCAGAGAGCCGCACGAUGCGUGACUACGACAUUGUCUUCCCGUGGAUCCAGGUGCGGCAGGAAGACGGCAGACUCUCCGAGCCGCAACGAACAAACCUCGUGCUCAAGCAGCUCGACCUGGACCGGGACUCCCUCAUCCUCGUCGCUACCCCCAGGGUAGAUCCCUUGUCAAACGGUCCGGAAUACCCGAUCUGCCGCAUCGGAGACCGCAAGGCCGAGAUGGCGGCGGAGGCCGAGAAGCUGGCGAUCAAGAAGAACACGCCCAAGAUUGUGACCAAGGAGUUGGAACUCAACUGGGCGAUCGCGCCCCACGACUUACGCACGAGAAUGACGCAGCUCAAGAAGUUCCUCAGCAAGGGGUGCCAGGUCCGAGUCACUAUGAUGCACCCGAAAAAGAGGGCGAAGAAAAGAGCGUCGCUGGAGGAGGCGAAGGUCGUGCUCCAGAACCUCGAAUUAGCGGUUGAGGAAGUUCCUGGGGCCAAGGAGACCAAACCGAGGGAGGGCGCCGUGGGAGAAAUGCUGGUCCUGCUUCUGCACGCGCCGACUGGCAGUCCCACAAAGGCGGCGCCGGCGGCGGUCACAGAGGAUGCCCCGGCAGUCACUGAGGAGGCCCCGGCAGCCACGGAGGAGGCCCCGGCAGCCACGGAGGAGGCCCCGGCAGCCACGGAGGAUGCCCCGGCAGUCACGGAGGAUGCCCCGGUAGAGGCAGAAACAGCAGCCCCAGGUCCGGUGGCAGAAGAGCCGGGGUUGAUAAAGGAAUGAGGAUGGUCCGCUGCGGGACUCCUGUACAACAUACUAUGUAUGAUAUAUUUGCUCUUCUCCUAUCUGGAACCAUUGGACUUCGCGGCCUUAUAAAGGACCAUGCCUUAGAGGAAUGGGACAAAACGGCCCUUCGUACCCUUCGUGUUUUGGCACCACCCAACUGUCUGCGUUGAUAGGCCCGAGCCUGGAAAGAGGCAUCGGGAGCAAGGAUUAGCUUUGUGCUUCGAGAACAAUUGCAGGGGC